Molecule: messenger RNA, 7356 nt
Organism: Choloepus didactylus (southern two-toed sloth)
Lineage: Eukaryota; Metazoa; Chordata; Mammalia; Pilosa; Megalonychidae
Gene: ITGAV
Product: integrin subunit alpha V
Exons: 30
Coding region: 558-3692 (1044 amino acids)
Biological process (GO): integrin-mediated signaling pathway; cell-cell adhesion; cell adhesion mediated by integrin
Cellular component (GO): external side of plasma membrane; integrin complex
Molecular function (GO): integrin binding
Source: RefSeq, a predicted model, not a curated record
CCCCAGUCCCCGCCCUUGGGUCUGAGGCCCGAGUCCUGGAGCGCUGCCGCUGAAGGGGACUUUGCGAGUCCUGGGCUGUUGCACAGGAUCCCUGGUCUCGGGACAGUCGGCGACAGCACGCACAGAAGUGCGCUCGGCUCGCCCCGGUCGGAGAACGACUUUCCUCCUCCACUUCCUCCUUCUGCUGGGCGGCUCAGCCUCGCGGGGCCGGCUCCUCCUCCUUCUCUACCUCCUCCCCCAGCCGCGGCAGCUCUCAGGCCGGGAUGUGCGGCGCUCACCCCCGCAGUCCCGAGCCGGAGACGCAGCGCUGAGCUUCAGAGCCGAGCGAAGCAAAGGGCCCCCCCGCGCCACCGCCCCUGUCGCGUGCGCCCGGCGCUCCACUUCCCUGGCGGCCGCCGAGACGUUCAGCCCUCCUGCCUUCCCUGGCGGUGUUCCUGCCUCUCAGGGAAGCGGGCGGCCGGCAAGUUUCAGCGCGUUCAGGAGGCGGCCGCGGGUUCCGGGUGUCCCGGGAGGGGUGGCCGCGGCUCCGGGCUCGGCGCCCCGCAAGCAUUUCGGUGAUGGCUUCUCCCCGGCGGCUGAGCCUCCGCCGCCUCCUCCUCCUUCUCCCCGGACUUCUACUGCCUCUUUGCGGUGCUUUCAACCUGGACGUGGACAGCCCUACCGAGUAUUCCGGCCCGGAGGGAAGUUACUUCGGCUUUGCGGUGGAUUUCUUCGUUCCCAGCGCGUCUUCCAGGAUGUUUCUUCUGGUGGGGGCUCCCAAAGCAAACACUACCCAGCCUGGGAUUGUGGAAGGAGGACAAGUUCUGAAAUGUGACUGGUCAUCUAACCGCCGGUGCCAGCCAAUUGAAUUUGAUUCGACAGGUAAUAGAGAUUAUGCCAAGGAUGAUCCGUUGGAGUUUAAGUCCCACCAGUGGUUUGGAGCAUCUGUGAGGUCAAAACAGGAUAAAAUUUUGGCCUGUGCUCCACUGUACCACUGGAGGACUGAAAUGAAACAGGAGAGAGAGCCUGUUGGUACAUGCUUUCUUCAGGAUGGAACAAAGACUGUUGAGUAUGCUCCAUGCAGAUCAAAAAAUAUUGAUGCUGAUGGACAGGGAUUUUGUCAAGGAGGAUUCAGCAUUGAUUUUACUAAAGCUGACAGAGUACUUCUUGGAGGUCCUGGUAGCUUUUAUUGGCAAGGUCAGCUAAUUUCAGAUCAGGUGGCAGAAAUUGUAUCUAAAUAUGACCCCAAAGUUUACAGCAUCAAGUAUAAUAACCAGUUAGCAACUCGGACUGCACAAGCGAUUUUUGAUGACAGUUAUUUGGGUUACUCUGUGGCUGUUGGAGAUUUCAAUGGUGAUGGCAUAGAUGAUUUUGUUUCAGGAGUUCCAAGAGCAGCGAGGACUUUAGGAAUGGUUUAUAUUUAUGAUGGGAAAGACAUGUCUUCCUUACACAAUUUCACUGGUGAGCAGAUGGCUGCAUAUUUCGGAUUUUCUGUAGCUGCCACUGACAUUAAUGGGGAUAAUUACGCAGAUGUGUUUAUUGGAGCACCUCUCUUCAUGGAUCGUGGCUCUGAUGGCAAACUCCAAGAGGUGGGCCAGGUCUCGGUGUCUCUGCAGAAAGCUUCAGGAGACUUCCAAACAACAAAGCUGAAUGGGUUUGAGGUUUUUGCAAGAUUCGGCAGUGCCAUAGCACCUUUGGGAGAUCUGGACCAGGAUGGCUUCAAUGAUAUUGCAAUUGCUGCUCCAUAUGGGGGUGAAGAUAAAAAAGGGAUUGUUUACAUUUUCAAUGGAAGAUCAUCAGGCUUGAAUGCAGUACCAUCACAAAUCCUCGAGGGGCAAUGGGCUGCUCAGAGCAUGCCACCAAGCUUUGGCUAUUCAAUGAAAGGAGCCACAGAUAUAGACAAAAAUGGAUAUCCAGAUUUAAUUGUGGGAGCUUUUGGUGUGGACCGAGCUGUUUUAUAUAGGGCCAGACCAGUCGUCACCAUAAAUGCUGGUCUUGACGUAUACCCGAGCAUAUUAAAUCAAGAAAAUAAAACCUGCAUACUACCUGGCACAGCUCUCAAAGUUUCCUGUUUUAAUGUCAGGUUCUGCUUAAAGGCCAAUGGCAAAGGAGCACUCCCCAGGAAACUUAACUUCCAGGUGGAGCUUCUUUUGGAUAAACUCAAGCAAAAGGGAGCAAUUCGGCGGGCACUGUUUUUCCAUAACAGGUCUCCAAGUUACUCCAAGAACAUGACAAUUUCAAGGGAAGGACAGAUGCAGUGUGAGGAACUGAGAGCAUAUCUGCGGGAUGAAUCUGAAUUUAGAGACAAACUUACUCCAAUUACUGUUUUUAUGGAUUAUCGGUUAGAUUAUCGAACGGCUGCUGAUGCAACAGGCUUGCAACCUAUCCUUAACCAAUUCACUCCUGCCAACAUUAGUCGACAGGCCCAUAUUCUACUUGACUGUGGUGAAGACAAUGUCUGUAAACCCAAACUGGAAGUUUCUGUAGAUAGUGAUCAGAAGAAGAUCUAUAUUGGGGACGACAAUCCUCUGACAUUGAUCGUUAAGGCUCAGAAUCAAGGAGAAGGCGCCUAUGAAGCUGAGCUCAUCGUUUCCAUUCCACCACAGGCUGAUUUCAUCGGAGUUGUCCGCAACAGUGAAGCCUUAGCAAGACUCUCCUGUGCAUUUAAAACAGAAAAUCAAACCCGCCAGGUGGUAUGUGACCUUGGAAAUCCAAUGAAGGCUGGAAUUCAACUUUUAGCUGGCCUUCGUUUCAGUGUACACCAGCAAUCAGAGAUGGAUACUUCAGUGAAAUUUGAUUUACAAAUCCAGAGCUCCAAUCUUUUUGACAAAGUAAGCCCAGUUGUAUCUUAUAAAGUUGACCUUGCUGUUUUAGCUGCUGUUGAGAUAAGAGGAGUCUCAAGUCCAGAUCAUAUCUUUCUUCCAAUUCCAAAUUGGGAGCACAAGGAGAACCCUGAGACUGAAGAAGAUGUUGGGCCAGUUGUUCAGCACAUCUAUGAGCUGAGAAACAAUGGUCCAAGUUCAUUCAGCAAGGCAAUGGUAAUUCUCCAGUGGCCCUACAAAUAUAACAAUAACACUUUGUUGUACAUCCUUCAAUAUGAUAUUGAUGGACCAAUGAACUGCACUUCAGAUAUGGAGAUUAACCCUUUGAGAAUUAAGAUCUCAGCUUCACAGACAAGUGAGAAGAAUGACAGUGUUGUUGGGCAGGGUGACUGGAACCAUCACAUCACCAGGCGGGAUCUCACCCUCAGUGAAGGAGAUGUUCACACUUUGGGUUGUGGAAUCGCUGAAUGUUUGAAGAUUGUCUGCCAGCUUGGGCGACUGGAUCGAGGAAAGAGUGCAAUCUUGUAUGUAAAGUCUCUACUGUGGACUGAGACCUUUAUGAAUAAGGAAAGCCAGAAUCACUCAUAUUCUCUGAAGUCAUCGGCUUCAUUUAAUGUCAUGGAGUUUCCUUAUAAGAACCUUCCAAUUGAGGAUCUCUUCAACUCUACAUUAGUUACCACUGAUGUCACCUGGGGCAUUCAGCCAGCACCCAUGCCUGUACCUGUGUGGGUGAUCAUUUUAGCAGUUCUAGCAGGAUUGUUGUUACUGGCUGUUUUGGUGUUUGUAAUGUACAGGAUGGGCUUUUUUAAACGUGUUCGGCCACCUCAAGAAGAACAAGAAAGAGAACAGCUUCAACCACAUGAAAAUGGCGAAGGAAACUCAGAAACUUAACUGUGAUUUUUAAUUUAUGUUACAUCCUGGCCUAUUAGAAUAACCAACUUUGUUGUAGAUUUAAAUGUCCUUCAUGAAGAAUAAAGUUCCAAGACUGUACCACUGAUAAUGCCCAAUUGGUAUUAACCACAAAAUGAAAACAGUAUUUGUCAAACUUCUUUUUAUAAAUAAGUUCAGACAUACAUUUAAUGCACAUCAACAGACUUGUAUUUUUGGUUAUUUAAAUGAUAAAAUUUCAAGCAAGAGUUCUUAUUCAAUGUACGUAAGACAGGUAGUAUCUGAUGUACUACUUUAUAUAAGAUAGGACCUCUUACAAUUAUAAUUUCUGAUUGAGUAUGUUGAUUUUGUUUGUUGUUGGUGUCUUAAAGCAAUUUAAAUUUGAACCUUAGCAUCAACAUCUUUUGUACAGGUACUUAAUGUUAAUAUACAUUACACUACAGUUGACUCUUCAAGCUACUAAAGACUUUAAAGCUGCAUGAAUUUAGAUUUUAAUAUCAUCUACACGGUAGAUCUUUUAAAAAAACAAAUGAUCCACCAAAAUUCCUCUAAUAACAAAGGUACAAUAUUCUGUUUUAAUAUAAAAAUUGGGUACAUGCUAUUAUGGUUAUAUUUAUGUUUAAUCCACUAUUUUACUACAUUUUAACUUGUAAAGUUUAAUUUCUAGGUCAAAUCCUUAUGCUAAAAAUUAGUUAUCUAAUCAAAAAUGCCUCCUUUGUGUAAUAGUUUCAUUUCAGCUAAACAUCAUGAUAUUUAAAGCCAUAUGGGUUGGAAAGCAUUUCCAAAGUAUUCCAUUAUUUAAAAGUCUGGCCAUUUAUAAUACUUUUUAAAAAGAAAGUAUUUUGUAGUUUAUCGUUCUUUGAUAUAGUUGCUUAUUUGUAAUAUGGUCUUAGAAUAGUGAAGAGUUUUGCAUUGAGAUUAAUUUAUUUUCCUCCUAUAUACAGAUUAUUCUUUAUAUUUCCAAAAUGUUACUGAGAACAGGCCAGGAUCAAUGAGAAAUCUUUAGAAUUUAUAGGAACCCAGACCUUCUACACCUCACCCCAUGAGAAAUGCUUGGAAUCAAAACUCUUAUUAAGAUAGAUCACUGGUUUACUUCUAGUAAUAGCAUGAUGCUACUUAUGUGAAUAUUACCUCAAUUUAAGCAGGGGAAUGUGUGAAACCAGUGUCAGCUAUCAAAAUGACUUAAAAGGUAUUUUUAUAAACACUCAGUUGUUUAUUGAAAAUCUUGUAAAGCUUUUUUAGUUUUAACAUAAAUUACUUUCCUAGGAUAUUUCAUAAAAGCUGCAGAGUUGGCAAGCUCUAAUUUUAGAUGCCCAUAGCGUUGUACUCUUCUAGAGGAACGUAUAAUUUAUUCACAGUUCCUGAAGGCCUGGGGAUAGCUAUCAGUUAUAUCUAUUUUGUGCAAUUACAUCAUAUUGUGCAUUGGAAACUGAGAAUUUGAUAGCUUUUUAACUGCUGUCCUCAUUAGGCAUUGAUAAAUAUUUCCCUUAAAUAACUGACUAUUCUUUAUUUUUAAAAUAAUUAAAAUUUAUUUUGCCAUGUCUUAUGUUACAAUUCCCUGCAUAAGUACAUAAGCUAAUCUUGAGAAUAUAUUCAUAAAAUAAAAGCACAUUUAGGUGAGUUGUAUAAAUUAGAACAUUGACAAAACUCUAUAUUUAGCUUAAGUGAAUUUCAAAAUCUAUGGGUUUUGGAAUUUAGGUUUUAUUAGCAAUAUAAAAGAUCUUUGUCACUUGCAAUAAGUAUUUUUAUUACCAGUAAAUUUUCAAAAUUAAAAAAUAUAUAUUUUUAUUUUAUGGCCAAGUAUUGCAUACACCAGGCAGCCAAAGCCACUAAAUUGGACUAAAACAGCGUUUAUCUUACCUGUUUUCCUACCUAAAAGCACUCAUUCCUGAAAAUAUGUGUUGGGUAGAAAUUCACUCUUGCACAAAAAUAUUAGUAUUUUGCACAAUCUGUCUAUCUCUAGGUAUAAUCUUGUAUUGAUACUAAAGGUGGUACUAAAGGACUUGUAAUUGGAAAUUAACAUAGUAUUUAAAAUGAAAUGUCAUGAAAUAUUAUUUUAGUUAAUACGGAUUUUCUUACAAAAAUUAAAAAUUUAUAUCUCCAUAAAAAUAUGGUAGAAGUAUAAUUUGAAAGCCUGCUCUAAAGAAAAUGUUUGGAAAACAUGUUGGCAUUCUUUUUUUACCCUAAAGUAGCAUGUGAAUGUAUUUGAUUAAAACACAUUAAAAAAUGGUCCUAUGAAAAAACAUGUAUUUUAAAUUUCCAAACAUUUUAAAUACUACUAUUUGUGAUUUAUUAAAAAUUAAAAUCUAUUUUAAAAUACAAAAUUCUUGUAAUCUGAUUCAAUUUUAAAAAUCUGAUUCAGUUUUAAAAAACAUGAGUGAGCUGGAGAAUAUAAAAGGCUUGAAAAAUUGAAUAUUGAUACUGAUUGAUUUUUUUUUAAUAGGGGAAUUUGUUUCAGAAUUAUAUUUUGAAAAAUAUUUGUGUCAGGGUCAUUCUUUUCUUCCCUUUAUUUUUCUCUUGAGAAAUUACUGUAAUUUUUAUAGUUCUAAUUAAAUCCAGUGAUUCUGAAGUGUAAAGCAAUCAAAAUAUUAUUGUCACAAUUCUCCCUGUGUUAUGAAACUAUUCAUAGUAGAUUCUUACUUAACACUUACUAUUUAUUUAAAGAGAAAAUUCAAGUAUCAGUAAAAGAAGCUAUACUUGCUUCUUUAAGAGGGCUCUGAAAGUUUUUGAUAGUGAAUCAUGGCCCUGAGAGAGAGAGAUUUAUGUGGCAAACAUACAAUGUGUGAUAAAUCAGCUGUUUUUGUAAUACAAACAGAAAUUGUAAGUUGAUAGACAUUCCUGCACUGCAGAAUGUAGUGCACAGCCUAUGGAAAAGAAUAAGUCAUUCUUGAGUAUCUGUGGGUGGCCAUUGCCAAUUUUAGUGUUAACUUUGUUUUUACUCUUAGAUAUCUUGUAUAUAUAUAUAUAGUAGUUUGAUAAAUUAGAAAAAAAUUGAAAAUUUGAAAAUCAAGUAUAGGAUCAAAAAGGGUAAAUGAAAUGACUUAAUACUCAGUGUUUUGGAGAAUACACCUUUUAACUUCUUGGGCUAGUUUAAAAGAUGAACCUGUGUUCAUGCUGCAGGCAAUAUUUGCCUGUAUUUCAUUGUAAUUUCUGAUACAUGUGAAUUUCUUGGGGAGAGGUACUGAAUCUUUGAUUUUUGUUGUCAUUGUUCUCAAGUGCAAUAUAACAGUAUAACCAAACUUAGAUAAUUUCAGUCAUUAUUAAUGUAGUCUAAUCUAAACCGAUUUAUUAGUAUUUUUGGUAGUAGAAGGGAUUAAUUCUGUUGUGGAUAUACAAAUGAAGUUACCGUUCAGAGAUCCAUUCUACAUUUUCUAUCAGGCUGUUUAUGAACUAUUCCCUACCAGUUUGGAAACACAUUCAAAUAUCUUGAGGUAACUUGGAAACUGUAUAUAUCAAAUUAAUUUGAUACCUAAGUAACAUAGAAAGUAAUUUUCUUUGUUUAACUUCUCUUGGGAAUCACCCACAUUGGGUGAGAAAUAAAAUGAGUGUGGUCUAAAAUUUGUCAUUUGCUAACUUGAUUUUCAGUUAGUGAAAACUAGUACAGUGUUCUGUUUAGUUUCCAAUAUGUAACUUGUGAGUGUAUAAUAAACUUGAACAUCAGGUACCA